This is a messenger RNA of Vicia villosa (hairy vetch), 1167 nucleotides long. Its product is annotated as transcription factor HEC2-like. The record is from RefSeq and is a predicted model, not a curated record. Lineage: Eukaryota; Viridiplantae; Streptophyta; Magnoliopsida; Fabales; Fabaceae. The coding region runs from base 207 to 1001 and encodes 264 amino acids. The transcript has a single exon. Gene Ontology annotation, biological process: regulation of DNA-templated transcription. Gene Ontology annotation, molecular function: protein dimerization activity; DNA-binding transcription factor activity.
CUUCAUUCUCACCAAUCUAUCUAUCACAACACAACCCUUCACUCACUCCAACUUCACACUCUGAUAUCAAUUCCUCUCUCUCUUACCUCUGCCCCUCUUCUGUUUUUCUCUGUUUUUUCAGUUACCCUUUAAAUACUUGUCCAUCUUUUUCUCCUUCCCUCCAUCAUCCACCUUUUGUUUCCAUCUUUAUUCCCUUCCCAUCACAAAUGGACUGUAACAAUAGCCAGUUAAAGUCAUCCUCUUCAUCCUCAGAGGAACAAAUUGACAUGAUGUUGAUGAUGAUGAUGCAACUCCCUGAAUUCUCUUCACCCAACAACAACAACAACACCAAUGAAUUUCCACCGUCAGAUCAAGACUUCUAUACUUCACCAAAUCCUAACAAUAACACACGCCCUCUUGCAGAUUUAAUCGAUAACCCUCCAAAUCCAUUCCCAUGGUCAUCAUCUUCGUCUUCGUCUUCAUCACUACCCUUACAAACAACAAACAAUAUCUCUUUCACUAACAACAACAACUCCACUACUCCAUUAAUCCUCCAACAACCACCGUUAAUGUUUUCGGAUUCCCACCACACCGUUGCGAAUCCGAAUCAUUACGGUGCAUCUGAGAAGAGAACCUCGAUGGCGGCGAUGAGGGAGAUGAUAUUCCGAAUAGCAGCGAUGCAACCGAUUUACAUAGACCCGGAAUCAGUGAAACCGCCAAAGAGACGGAACGUGAAGAUCUCGAAAGAUCCUCAGAGUAUCGCAGCUAGACACCGAAGAGAAAGAAUAAGCGAGAAGAUAAGAAUACUUCAAAGAAUGGUGCCGGGUGGAACGAAGAUGGAUACUGCAUCAAUGUUGGAUGAAGCUAUUCAUUAUGUGAAAUUCCUCAAGACACAGUUGAAGACAUUGCAGGAACAUGCCAACAAUAACAGACCAGUUGCUGGUGCAGGUUCAGCGAUAGGGUUCCCUGUUUCAUUGCCUAAGCCUUAUCAAGCUCGUAAUGUUGAUCAUUAUGGUGAUUAAUUUUAUUAAUUAAGGUUUAAUUAGCAUGUGUAAGUUUAACUAUUAAACUAUCUACGUGUGAUCAGUUAAUUAAUUAAAUAUGGUACUCUAUUUCAAUGUUUAGUGUUUUAACCUAUUUAGAGUAUUUAGUAUAAUUUGUUAGUAGUACUUUAAUACUAUUUUUAUG